UGCGGAAGGCUCGGGGGGCUCUUCCGUGCGCACCGCUAAUGGAUUCAGUCGUGAAAGUUGGCUUCUGUUUUUCCUGCUCAGCUGCUGUCGGAGGGGUUUUGGGGGAAAAGUGCGUGCGGUAGUCCUGGAAACACCAGUGAGUUUCAGCAGAGCCACAAGGCAGCGUUUAUCGUGACAGCGGCCGGUGGUGAGCCUGCGGGGCUGGGGAAGGAAGGAGCGGCCACUCUGUGCUUAGCAGAGUUUUCUUGGAGGCCUUUUUGUUCCUGCUUACGAGAUUGAUGUUGUUCUUAAUGAUGCUGAAACACGGAAAACAGCAGAAAUCAAAACAGAAGAUGGUAAAGUAGAAAAGCAUUUUCUCUUCUACGAUGGAGAAUCUGUUUCAGGAAAGGUUAAUGUCUCCUUUAAGCAGCCUGGGAAGAGACUAGAACACCAAGGAAUUAGAAUUGAAUUUGUGGGACAAAUUGAACUCUUCAAUGACAAAAGCAAUACCCACGAAUUUGUAAACUUAGUGAAAGAACUGGCUUUACCUGGAGAACUGACCCAAAACAGAAGCUAUGACUUUGAAUUCAUGCAAGUUGAGAAGCCAUAUGAAUCCUACAUGGGUGCCAAUGUCAGACUGAGGUAUUUUCUAAAGGUGACAAUAGUGAGACGGCUGACAGACUUAGUGAAAGAAUAUGAUCUGAUUGUUCACCAACUUGCUACCUACCCAGAUGUCAACAACUCCAUUAAAAUGGAAGUAGGCAUUGAAGACUGUCUUCAUAUAGAGUUUGAAUACAAUAAGUCAAAGUAUCACUUAAAGGAUGUGAUUGUUGGAAAAAUUUAUUUUCUCUUAGUGAGAAUAAAAAUUCAGCACAUGGAGUUGCAGCUGAUCAAAAAGGAGAUAACUGGAAUUGGACCCAGUACCACAACAGAAACUGAAACCAUUGCUAAGUAUGAAAUAAUGGAUGGUGCACCAGUUAAAGGUGAAUCAAUUCCUAUAAGACUGUUCCUAGCGGGCUAUGACCCAAAUCCAACAAUGAGGGAUGUGAACAAAAAAUUUUCAGUGAGGUACUUCUUAAAUCUAGUGCUUGUGGAUGAAGAAGACAGACGAUACUUCAAACAGCAGGAAAUAAUUCUAUGGAGAAAAGCUCCUGAGAAGCUGAGGAAACAACGAACAAACUUUCACCAGCGAUUUGAAUCUCCAGAAUCACAAGCAUCUGCUGAGCAGCCUGAAAUGUAAACUGGUACAAGGUGAAAAACUUUGAUGCUUCAGCAGGUUAAAGAUGGCAGCAGCCUGUGGGAAAAGAAGGCCAAAAUUCCCAUUACAGCUGUCUUCCUUCAUCUUACAGUGCUGCAUUUACCAUACUACUAAAGCGUUCUUCAGUUAAACAUUCAAGUAUGUAUAUACAUUUAAAAUAAAGUGCUUUCUCAAACACUGGAACUUUCUUAAGCUACUAUUUUAUACUGCACAUUUACUUUAUUUGAUAAUGUUAUAUGCACUUGGAUAUGCAUAAACUUAAUCUAGUUAUUUCCAUGCAUGAUAGGCUGGUAUAUUUGAUUUUUGCUGAUCACCUAUACAGUGUAGACUAAAGCAUUUUUCUCAUGUUGUUUAUUGCAUGUUUCUUUCCAAUGUUGCUUAUUUGCAUUUGUUUUGUUUUGAAACUACAGUAAGAGACAAUUGACUAAAUCACACUAAAAAUCAAGGUUUGCAGUGAAUUUGUCCCAAGGCUUCUAAUUGUUAUGUUAGACAGGAUUUAACUGAAACUGCAUGUUUGUGCUCUAGGACUGAUAACUGUGCAGCCCCCAGUCACCAAGUUUAAUAAGAAGCUUUGAAUCUGUCAGUAGCAAAAAAUGUUAGGAAUCAUCUUUGCCCUCCCUCCCCCGAUUCUCUCUACCAGACUUCUCUAAGCCUUUUGUAUGAGUAAGUCCUGACUUUUGGGGGUUUGUUGCCCAGUAAUUAGUGGCUAUAGAGUUGUUUGUGAUUCCACCAUCAGGUGGUGAGUGGGUAAAGCAUUCUCUCUUAUUGAUAAACUAAAUGCUAUUAACUUUAAUUAUUUUGCAAAUACAUGAAACUGUGGGGUUCCUCCUGGCUUCACGCUUCCACUGUCCUCACAGUGUCUCCUCACUGUCCUGACAGGAGAGGCAAAAUGUCCUCUCCCUGUGUUCCAGUCUGGCCCCGUUACGAGGGCAGACCAGCUUUUUGUGGUCUUCUGGGGAGGCAUUUUGAAGCCAGGCAAACCUCUAUACUGUGAGAAGCUUGUCUGGCACAGCAGAUCAUUUGUCUUAAUCAUCUCAUACACAUUCAAUGUUUGAAGAAACAGCUUACAGGAGUUUGCCUUCAUCUCCUCACAGCCCAGUGUGUAGCCGGGUACCAGCCCCUGGCUUGGGCACGGCGCAGAGCUGCUGUGUGAAGGCGACUUGUGCUGGUAGUUCCCUUGGCCCUUUAACCAGGACCUCUCUACUCUGGUGCAAGUGUCAAUGCUAACCUUACUUUAUGAGUAAGCAAAUAAUUGAAUUACAUUUCUGUAAGAACUGUUUUAUUACUGUGGCACUUUGAUAAAGCAAAGACUGUGUACUUUAUGCUGGGACGCUUGUAACGUGGAUCUUUGAAUGAGAGCAAAUUAACUCCCUCGUGUAAGUGCCUGUUCAGAAAUUAAAAUAAAAUUAAAAGCCAAAUAUUUUCAUGGUUACUUGCAUGUUGUAAUCUGGAAAUUACUCGAAGAGAUUUUGAGAACUUGAUUGUAUUUAACCAGCCUCAAACUGUGCAACCAUGUGUGAUCAAGGGGAAACGUACCAAGCUGCUAUUUGAACUAUUAAAACAGCUGUAUUCUCACUAA
Calypte anna (Anna's hummingbird) is the source of this 2816-nucleotide messenger RNA. It is a transcript of the gene VPS26A, whose product is annotated as VPS26, retromer complex component A. The transcript is spliced from 9 exons. Gene Ontology annotation, cellular component: retromer complex; endosome. The coding region runs from base 569 to 1219 and encodes 216 amino acids. Gene Ontology annotation, biological process: retrograde transport, endosome to Golgi; intracellular protein transport. The record is from RefSeq and is a predicted model, not a curated record. Lineage: Eukaryota; Metazoa; Chordata; Aves; Apodiformes; Trochilidae.